AAACAAAGAUGGCGGUCCUUGGUAAGCCAAACUAUGUGACCUGUACAUGUUACGAGUUGGGACACACAUGGACACCUUCUUGUUUCCAUGCAUCAGCAGAUGUAGCAUUUAUAGUUUUCAAACAAGCUCUUAAAAUAUAUGGGACUCUUUAUACGGUAGCAGGUAUAUUGAAGAAGAAGGACCUGAAAUAUUUCAAGGAGAAGAUUCUAAAGGAGAUUGCCCAGUCUGUUGCCUUCCUUACCACCAAUGGCACAUUCUUCAUAUCAUUCUUCUGCAUAUGGAGGAAGUUAUUAGGUCACUUCUAUUACCCCACGACGGCAUUCAUACCGGCCGCCCUGGCCUCUCUAACUGCCAUCCUACUUGAAAGGAAGUCCAGGAGAGGUCUUUUGGCGAUUUACAUGGCAAAUGUGGCGACAGAAACUGCUUACAGAAUGAUGCUAUCACGUGGUUGGAUGAAACCAGUCAAGCAUGGAGAGGUGUUGCUAUUCAGCAUUGCAUCAGCCAUUUACCUGUUUUUCUUUAGGAAAGGUCAUCUGCCAGAUCAAACAAAAAGUGCACUUAGUUUUCUAGUGGGUAAAGAGGAACUGCCAAUCACAGAAAGAAGGGAGGAGCCAAAUCACAGACACCAUAGCAACAAACUUCUGAACAGAUUAAAACAGAACCAGACCUUCCAGAUCAUUAAUAAAUGGCUACAGACCACACCCAAACACAGUCUGUGUCAACACAGUUAUGGAUGUGCUCAUUAUGUUGUACAGGGCUUUGUGAAGAUGUUUGGACUAGGCUUUUUGGUUCAAGGAGGAGUUAAGCUUUUGGGUGCCUUGCCCAGGAUUUACAAGAAUCCAGGAGCUGUGCUUCAUGCCUUAAAACAUCGGGAUAACUUCAGGCUUGGGGCAUUCCUAGGAUGUUUCAGUGCCAUCUUCAAGUCUGUGAAUUGUUUGCUCCGCUGGAUGUGUAAUAAAGACAGUGAGAUAUAUGGACUUUUAGCAGGCUUUCUGGCUGGCUGGUCUAUGUUGUGGUACAAAAGUUCCACCAUAGCACUGUAUACUGCCUACAAAUUAGCAGAGGUGCUGUAUUUCAAGGGUAUCAGUAGAGGGCUAUUUCCUUAUAUACGAUGUGCUGACAUCAUUAUUUAUUCCAUAUCAACCGCUUUUGUCUUUCACGUAGCUGUUCUUGAGCCACAUAAUUUAAGACCAGCAUAUUGGACAUUUUUACUCAGAGUUACAGGAAAUAGGUUUAGUUUGAUGAAUAGAAAGCUUUUGGAGCCAUUGUAUAAAGAUGCAGCUAAAAUCGCCCCAGAUUUCUGGCCGGAUUAUGACAUGAGAUAUACCAACCUUACCAGAGAUACAGUGCUACACAAAAGUUGAUGCUAGAGUGUCAUGUCUACAGAACUGCUCAAAUGUUUGAUUGAAAUGGUGCGAUUUUGUUAUGGUACAUCAAAAUCCAUUUAUAAUUUAACCAGUAUUGUUCAUGUAUGAACUAUAGAAAUUUCCAACGUCAUUUCCAAAUAUGGGAAAAAAAUCAAAUUACAACUUUUCAAUCAUGACUAUUAAGAUCUUCAGAACAAAAAAGUUGGUGCAAGAAUGAAUUUUUGUUUUCUUGGUGAUAUAACAGGUGUACAUGUGUGAAAGUUUUUAUGUUUGUAUUGAAUGUUUGUGUUUUCUGGAUAUGAUCACAGAUGUUUCCAUUCUAUCCUGUAAUGUUUGAUUCUUUUUUUUAAUUUGUCCAUCUUCCUGUAUUAGAACUUUGUUUUGUGCUGGUCCAUUCUUUGAGAGUCAUGCAUGUAUAAUUUAAUAGUUAUUUGGAUACAUAUACCAUAUGUAUUUUUUUUAUUUUUGUAUAUGAUGCAAUCCAUGAUUUGUUUUAUGAAGUCAUAUAAUCCAUUUCUCAGGAAAUAUAUUUUUGAGUUUGGGUAUGAUUAUGUGUAUAUUUGCAUGUUUAAAAAUAAGAAAAAAUGCUACAAACAAGUUAUACUGUACAUGUUAAUUGUUGCAACAUUUUUAAAUAAUCAUAGUGUAAUUGAAAUUAGUUGAAAUUUUUCAUAUAUGAUAAACUUGAAGAUAGAAGAAAAAAUGUUAUUACUGAAGAAAGUAUAUUUGCUGAAAAGCAUUAUUUUAAAAAAAUAAAGGGUCUAAGCAUUUUUUUUUUAGUAAGGUGAUAUGAACCAAUUUUAUUUUUUGAUAUAUAGAAGAAACUUCGUGAUGUGGAACAUUAUGCAAGCAGAAUACAAAGUACAUGCAUCCUCUGUGAUAAAUUAUGUGGCAAAUUUAUUUUAUAUUUUUUUGAGAUUAAAUUCUGUAAUAUCUAUACUGGA
Molecule: messenger RNA, 2311 nt
Organism: Saccostrea echinata
Lineage: Eukaryota; Metazoa; Mollusca; Bivalvia; Ostreida; Ostreidae
Product: transmembrane protein 135-like
Exons: 13
Coding region: 9-1364 (451 amino acids)
Source: RefSeq, a predicted model, not a curated record